Molecule: messenger RNA, 1473 nt
Organism: Brenthis ino (lesser marbled fritillary)
Lineage: Eukaryota; Metazoa; Arthropoda; Insecta; Lepidoptera; Nymphalidae
Source: the annotation of a GenBank genome assembly
AUGGCAAAUAUUUGUCACUAUGAUGUUUUAAAAAAUGAAAAGUACGGUCGAUAUUUAAUCGCAAACAAAGAUUUCGAAUGUGGCGAGUUGAUAUUUACAGAUGUACCUAUUGCUGUUGGACCAAAACCAGAUUCGCCACCGCUUUGUCUAGCAUGUUACUGUCCAGUAGAAAACACGUUAUGCUCACGUUGUUCUUGGCCGAUAUGCAGCACUGAAUGUGAACAGUCACUGCAGCAUUUGCCCGAAUGCGAGUUAUUCGCAGAAGCAAAAGUACGUUUUCAACCUGUUGAGGAUUGGACUGUUUGUGUUCCUCAACUAGAUUGUAUAACUCCACUAAGGCUCCUAAUAGCUAAAGAAAAUUAUCCGGAACGUUGGAAGCAGGAAGUCGAAGUAAUGGAGACCCACACGGAAGAACGUAAGAAAAGACACACCUGGGAAGCAGAUCAAAUAAAUAUUGUCAACUACCUCAUCGAUCAUUGCAAACUUGGAAAGAAAUUUUCUAAAGAGUUAGUGGAACAAGUCUGUGGAAUUUUAGAAGUAAAUGCUGUAGAAAUUCCUUCGCGAGGUGGUUUUAGUAUACGUGCGGUGUACCCUCGUCUGGCCAUUGCAUCUCAUAGUUGCGUACCGAACAUCGUUCAUACCAUACUUCACAAUGACUACCAGGUACAAGUACGAGCAGCAAUAUCUAUAAAAACUGGAGAUCCCUUGCAUCUUAGUUACACUCACGUCUUGUCCCCGACUAUAAUCCGCAGGGAGCAUUUAUUAAAAUCCAAAUUUUUUCACUGUGAUUGCCCACGGUGCGCCGAUCCCAUAGAGCUUGGGACACACUUAAGCACUUUAAAGUGCAAUAAGUGUGACAAUGGCAUAAUAUUGUCCAGCAAUCCUUUAGAUAACGAUGCGCAAUGGAACUGCACAGACAAGAACUGCGGGUUCAAAAUAUCCGGAGCUGCAAUGCGCAAGAUGCUAGCCGUGGUACAGGCAGAGCUAGAGCAAUUAGAUGCAAUAGACAGUGGACCUGCUUCUAUUGAAAUGAGAGAAGCUACAAUAAAUAAAUACAAAUCAGUGUUUCAUCCGCGUCAUUCAUUUUUGCUGAGUAUAAAGCAUGCCCUUGCACAACUGUAUGGGCGUGUAGAGGGUUACACGAUAGACGAGCUACCGGACGUGAUGUUAGAACGAAAAACAGAGUUCUGCAGAUUGGUUCUAAGUACGCUGGAUGUGAUAUCUCCCGGGGACAGUAGGAUGAGAGGUAUGAUGUUUUACGAGCUACAUGCACCUCUCAUGUAUUUGGCGAGAAAUGAAUUUGGAGCUGGUCUGAUAGAUCGGGACAAACUGAAAGAACGGUUACAAGAACCUUUACAAUGUCUGGCCGACGCUGCCAGGAUCCUUAGCAGGGAAGAUCCGCAGAGCCCAGAAGGAAUCACUGAUUGUUUGCAUAUCUUUAGAUACGGAUUUGGCGUGCAAGGCGUGACGUCA